Molecule: messenger RNA, 764 nt
Organism: Olea europaea var. sylvestris
Lineage: Eukaryota; Viridiplantae; Streptophyta; Magnoliopsida; Lamiales; Oleaceae
Product: protein RADIALIS-like 2
Exons: 2
Coding region: 193-528 (111 amino acids)
Molecular function (GO): DNA-binding transcription factor activity
Source: RefSeq, a predicted model, not a curated record
UUCAGUUUCUCAUCACUCUUCACUUGGGUGUCUUCUCAGUUGAGUCGAAGACGAAUAAUCCAUCCUAGAAUUAUUUGGUCCCACAUUUAUACGUUCUUCCAUUUUCAUCCCAUUUUCUAGAGUAAGCAUUCAACAGUAGUGCUCCAUCCAGUUACUCUAUAACUUCCUAGACUUAAUCUGUACAAGAAGUUAAUGGCGUCUAGCUCGAUGUCUUCCCGUGCCUCAGGCACUUGGACUGUCCAGGAGAACAAGGAGUUCGAGAAAGCUCUGGCCGUUUAUGAUACUGACACACCCGACCGUUGGGCCAAAGUUGCAAGGGCUGUCGGAGGGAAAACCCCAGAAGAGGUGAAGAGGCGUUAUGAAAUUCUUGUGGAAGAUGUCACAUACAUUGAGAGUGGCCAAGUGCCCUUCCCCUACCGCAGAACUUCUCUGGCCGCCUGUAACAGGGGAGGUAUACAGCAUACACCACCCCCAACCCACCCCUUCGAAACACCACAGACACUUCAAAAUCCAUCAUACAAUCGAUGAAGAGUCUAACGUUCCACUGAUGUGCCAUUACACUUGUAAUGAUCAACUUUACUACUGUCGUCGUAUUAUAUUCUGGAAGCUCUUAGCUAGCAACAUGAAUAAAAAUGCAAUGUUUACUCAAAACUAGGUGAUAAUAUGUAGUAGAAAUUUUCAAAUCAUAGCAAAUCUUGUCUCUAUUUUUAAGCAUUUGUAUGACGAUCAUAAUGAUCAAUGGAGGAAGCCAAUAAGUUCCUUUC